Molecule: messenger RNA, 745 nt
Organism: Sphaerodactylus townsendi
Lineage: Eukaryota; Metazoa; Chordata; Lepidosauria; Squamata; Sphaerodactylidae
Gene: CZIB
Product: CXXC motif containing zinc binding protein
Molecular function (GO): zinc ion binding
Source: RefSeq, a predicted model, not a curated record
UCUCGCGAGACCCACAGCUGCUUGGCCGGAGCGAUUUCUGCAAACGCUGUUAGAAGCUCGCAUUGGGGGUGUCUGCAGAACCUCCGCGGACCGUGGCUCGUCCUGCCGCGUUAUUGUCACUGCUCGGCCCUUGCCCGUUGAGUCCCUGCUGCGGGUCUUUGCCGUGUCGGUGAUGGGGAAGAUCGGGUUGCAGCUGAAAGCCACGUUAGAAAAUAUUACCAAUCUCAGACCGGUGGGGGAGGAUUUUCGGUGGUACCUGAAGAUGAAGUGUGGAAAUUGUGCCGAGGUCUCAGAAAAAUGGCAGUAUUUACGAUUAAUGGACAGUCAUCCUCUCAAAGGAGGCAGAGGGAGCGCUACAAUGGUACAGAAAUGCAAGCUGUGCUCCAGAGAAAACUCUAUAGACAUCUUAAGUCACACCAUAAGGCCUUACAACGCAGAAGAUGAUGAGACAUUUAAGACAAUAGUGGAGUUUGAAUGUCGUGGCCUUGAACCGGUGGACUUCCAACCACAGGCUGGGUUUGCUGCAGAAGGGGCAGAGUCUGGAACACCUUUUACUGACAUCAACUUAUUGGAAAAGGAUUGGAAUGACUACGAUGAAAAAUCAAAAGAAUCUGUCGGAAUAUAUGAAGUUACCCAUAGGUUUGUCAAAUGUUGAAACUUACUUGUCAUGACAUUACAUCAUCCCUGGUCAUAUUGUUUGAAUUGUAUUUGUUGAAUCAAGAAUAAAGUUCUAUAUGUUUACCAA